This is a messenger RNA of Filobasidium floriforme, 2954 nucleotides long. RefSeq lists its product as uncharacterized. The record is from RefSeq and is a predicted model, not a curated record. Gene Ontology annotation, cellular component: nucleotide-excision repair factor 2 complex; nucleus; XPC complex. Gene Ontology annotation, biological process: mismatch repair; nucleotide-excision repair. The transcript is spliced from 11 exons. Gene Ontology annotation, molecular function: damaged DNA binding; single-stranded DNA binding. Bases 83 to 2893 code for a protein of 936 amino acids. NCBI's taxonomy places the organism in Eukaryota, Fungi, Basidiomycota, Tremellomycetes, Filobasidiales, Filobasidiaceae.
AGAUAGAAUAAGCUUGAAUAUACUCUGGGAGUGCUCUAGCAGAUCAAAAGCUGCAGAGGACGCUUGAUUUAACCGGGCGGCCAUGGCACCGGCUGCACAACCCGGCCUCCGCCGAAUAGGAGGACCACCUAGGAAAAUUCCCCCUGCUACCCCCGCUCGCAGAGAGGCAACCGGUUCGACCGCCUCGCCAUCUACCUUGGCCGGAUCACAGUCGGCUCCAGCGAAAGAGGAAGGUACUCAAUCGAAUCGGAAGAAAGUCUCUCUCCGGGCCAACCCGUCUUUGAUCUCCCAACUCGAAUUCGAGGAGGAAGAGGAUGACGACUGGGAUGAAGUCGCCCUUCCGCCAGGCCGCGAGCCCAUAUCCAGGGACUUUGCUUCUCCUCCCGCCGGUGGCAUGAGUUCUCGAGCAGCUUCGAAAGCACUCACGGUGACUGACGACGAAGCCGCUACGGACAGGACUGCGACAGCCACGGAAGGGGAAGAUGAGGAGGACAAGGAUCACAAUGACUUGAUGGCAGCCUAUGGAUAUGAUUUCAACGCAGAGGAGAAAGACCAGAAUGCAGCUCACACUGAUAGAGGAGAUAUCGAGAUCAGCUUGGGAGCUCGGGACGGUCUGACUGAGGAACAGCGGAAGGCUCAGGAUGAGUUAGCAAACAGAAAGAAGCCGUUGACGGCAAGAGACCGUGCACUUAGACUCGAGGCCCACAAGCUGCAUAUAAUAUGCCUGCUUGCGAAUGCUUCGAUCCGAAACAAGUGGUGUUGUGACGAUCUGCUCAAGUCAAGAUUGCUAUCUCUUACCCCUCACGCACUCCACGCAGCCUUUCACAUACCGCCAUCUCGUUAUCCUGAUGCGAUGCACCGAGCGAGGUUGUUUCAGACAGCGCUCCAGGAUCUUGCAACAUGGUGGGCGAACGAUUAUUUCGAGGUUUCGGACACGAGCGUCGGCAUACAGACUCGGGGAUGGGACGAAGUCAUGGAGAUUGUGGAACGGCUGCCUCGGUUGGUCCAAAACGCCGGUCUUCAGAUCGUCGUCGAUGGGGAAGACAAGAACCUGGAUACUGCACUGAAAGAAGGCAGGAUGCGCGCCGUCGAGAAUCUAGACCAAAAAGUGGUCGAGGAAUUCCAGGCUGCGCUUGGUCCUGGUGGAGAACGGAUACGAACGGUCAAUUCGUUCAUGAAGAAGGUCCUGCAGGCGCGAGGCGGACGAGACACUUCGGCCCAGCUAUUCGUAGCGCUGUGUCGUUCGCUCGGAUUGGGGGCGAGGCUGGUCGUCAGCUUGCAGCCAAUCCAGUGGAAAGCAGACAAGCAGCCGACGCCUAAAUCAAGUAGUAGCCGUAAACCCGCUGCUCAGGACGAAGGCUCCUCCGCCGCGCAACAGACGAAAGGCUCAGCUCGAGGAAAAGGCAAACAGACCCGCCGGAAAGGCAAAAUGCCAGAGAAGACGGCCAGCGAAGAGGAGGAGGAAGACGAGAUGGAAGAAGUCCAAGUGACGGGCAGCAACGCUCAAGCUCUUGGCUCGAGCACGCUUGACCAGGCCGCCCGGAAUAUCAAUGCGAUAGAUCCUAUUGUGAUUUCAGACACUGAGAGCCAUGCGACCAAUGCUUCAAGUAAAAGCAAGAAGCUGAAUGUCGGCAAGGGUGGAGAAAUGAACCCGCUUAAGAAGGAGAGGGCGGAUUAUUACAAGCUGGGAAAGUCUAAACCGACAGGUCACAAGCUUGGCGGGCCAACAAAGUCGAAAAGGCGGAAAGAAGAAGACCUUACACGCUAUCCACCGGUGUUUUGGGCGGAGGUGUACUCGCGAUCCGAGCAGAAGUGGAUUCCAGUUGAUCCUGUCAAGGGCGUCAUCAAGAGGAAGAAAGACUUUGAGCCAUCGAGUGAGACCGGACCGAUUCGGAUGUUAUACGUCGUCGCCUUUGAAGAGGAUGGAUAUGCACGAGAGGUAACAGUGAGAUACGCCCGCAACUUUGCUGCAAAGACCAUGAAAUUGCGGGUUCCGGUCAAGAAAGAUCAAGAGGAUUGGUGGAACAGAGUUAUGCGUAUGUUGGAGCGACCAUACCGCUUACAUCGGGACGAUAUCGAGGAUGCUGAACUCGAGAUGAGCCAAGUCUCAGAAGGCAUGCCGAUGGUGAUGGCUGGUUUCAAAGAUCACCCAUUAUACGUUCUGGAGCGCCAUCUGAAACGAGAAGAAGUCAUCAUGCCAAAACGAGAGGUCGGACGAUUCAAGGGCGAGCCGGUUUACCGCCGGAGCAAUGUGGUCUCUUGCAAAACCCCUGAAAACUGGAUGCGAAUAGGAAGAAUCGUCAAGGAAGGACAGGAACCUCUGAAGUGGGUGAAACAGCGCGCCGUAACCCUUGACAGGCGACGUGCCCAGGAAUUGGCGAAUCAGGAAGGCAAGGAUCCUAUACAACAAGGUCUCUACGCGGAAUGGCAAACCGAGCUGUUCAGACCCCCACCGAUCAAAGAUGGCAAGAUCCCAAAGAACGCUUUCGGGAACCUCGAUCUGUACACUCCUACUAUGUUGCCGGAAGGAGCUGUUCAUCUACCUUACAAGGGCAUCGCCAAGGUCGCCAAACAGCUUGGGGUCGACUAUGCCGAAACGUGCACGGGAUUCGAGUUUAAGAAGCAACGAGCCAUACCAGUCUUGACGGGUAUCGCAGUGGCAACAGAGUUCGAAGCUUUGGUGCUUGAGAACUAUUGGAAAUCGGCAGCGGCAGCGGAAGAAAGAGCUCUCAACAAGAAACAGCAGAGAGCUCUGGAGCGGUGGUUCAAACUGAUCAACGGUAUCAAGAUCAGAAAACGGGUUCAAGCUCAAUGCCUCGUACGACAUCUCAACCUAAGCGCGCCGAGCAGACGAAGCGGCCGGAGUCUGACGACCGCGACUCGCCGAUGGUAGAUACCACUCCCACCGCUACUCUGGAUCGACAAGUUGCUGCCAAGAACCCAAGCAUGCCGAC